AUGUACACCCGAGACUUCCAACUCCCAUUACCACAGCUCGCAGCUGCGUCCCGAAGGCCUCGCCGCCUCCGACAGUCCCUACUUCUAGACGCCAAUCGCACCUGGGCCUUUCGCAUUUCCCCUUCUCUCUUACCAUGGGCGACGUUCGUUAUGGGAGCCGCCUUCAGUCCUUUCGUCUCUCGCCGGAAUUGGCCUCCUUGCCGCUUCGGUGGCCCAAGCGGAAGUCACCCUGACGACCCCUUUCAGGGAGAUUCCGGGAAGGAGAAGCUCCGUCUCGUUCGGUAUGUCGGCCACUUUAGGUCGUUUGAAGAUAAGAUAUCUCGAACACCGGCGGGCGCUGAAGAUGACGACAUUGACCGGAGACGAGACGGGCUGCGGAAUUUCUUCGGCAUCGAGGACGACAGAAAGGACAGAAUACUUAUCAUGAUUGGGGUCGCAGCUGGUCCGCCUCUGCCUCUGGCCGAGACGCCGACGAGAGGACGGUCGAAUACCUGGAGCUUCAGUAAUUGUUCUGGGCAUCCCACCCACAUCGCCAACCCCCUAGCUGGUGACGAGAACGGUCUCGACGCAGAGGCAGACGCAGCUUCAAAGCUGGUUGACGAGACGAUGUGGCCUGCUUCGGAUUCCAACGCCAUUCAAGGACUCCAGUCGACUCUUGUAAUCACAUCAUGCGAGGUGCCAGUGGAUUAUUACGAGAUGUCCUUCUGUCAGACCUCAGUUGAGAAGCCUUUGUCGUGGGGGGCGCACGAAGGAAGGAUCACCAAACUUUCUCACAUUGGGGAGUUGUCUUCAUAA
This is a messenger RNA of Sodiomyces alkalinus F11, 795 nucleotides long. RefSeq lists its product as hypothetical. Bases 1 to 795 code for a protein of 264 amino acids. The transcript has 9 exons. Lineage: Eukaryota; Fungi; Ascomycota; Sordariomycetes; Glomerellales; Plectosphaerellaceae. The record is from RefSeq and is a predicted model, not a curated record.